UGGCUCCACUCUUGGCUGGGUGCCUGAAGCAGUUAUGACUUUAUUAAAGAUGGCCUGUAGUAGGAGGAAGAAAACCAUUCUCUACAGCCUGUGCCUGGGGGCAUUGGUUUAUAUGGGUGUUCAGGUGGUGUACUUAAGUGAGACAUUUACCCCACUCAUGAUGUUAUCCGAUGCCCAGAGUGAGGCUAGUCGCUUACUCAAGUUCAUCUCCCUCUACCAUUACCAGUGUAACUCCACAAUCCAGCUGUUCAAUCAUACAGACUGGCCUCUGUGUACAGACCGCAAGUAUGGUAUUGAUAUUGAUGCCAAGGGACCAAGGAUAGCCUAUUCUGUAGGACCUUCGUGGGAUUAUGCUUUUGAAAGGAACAUUGUGUAUAAUCAUUCAUAUAACUUAUUUAUAUUUUCCUUGGAUGACAUCCCUAGAGAUCAAGGAAAUAAAUCGUACCAUUAUUAUAAGACGAUGAUAGUAGCGAACGACCCAGCAGACUUUGGUCGCAAUUCAUAUGGCACAAAUACUCUAAACAGUGUUAUGGAGGCAUUCCAUCACCGUCAUCUGGACUUGCUGAAGAUUGACCGACUUGCCGAUCGUUCUCAUGCCUAUGAGCUACUCUACUACAUGGCAGAGGAUCAUAUACUCCAGAGUGUUCAGCAGCUCCACAUAACUGUACAUAUUGAUAAGUUAGAUGAUGACUACCUGUAUCGCUGGUAUAGGGCUUUCUACAACCUGUUUUACCGGGAGGGUUUCCGCUUGUACCACACGGCUGCCUCAGACUCGCUGUGUUUGCAGGUGACCAUGAUGGAGUCAUGUGUCUAUUAUACCUCAUGGAUAAGGAACCCGGGCAGGGUUUUUGUCAUGCACCCACCUGCUAUUGAUGGUGCUGUAGAAUUCGAGGAGCAGAGACUUGUGAACCAUGUGAGUGCUGUACAAGCCUGGUGUGACCAAAUGGGUGUGGUAACCACGGCAGCCAGUGUAGAGACACCUCAGCGUGUUGAGCCUCUGACUGUGGCCCCAGUGUUAGGAGAGACACAGUGUGACCUCAUCUCCCUGUCACCUGCCUCUAAGCUCCACGCAGAGCCUCAUGUUACCAUGACAUUGCUCAAACACAGGCGAGUAUUGCAGAAGUUAGCAACGAGGAAGGACACAUCUCUGAAGGAAGUUGUGAGGCUGGUGCAUGGGCUAGGGAAAGUGGACUGGCUGUACAUGGAUUUGUCUUCCAACUUAGCUCCACUCCUCACACCUGUUCUGGACACAGGUCUCCUACAGACGGUGAAACAGCUGGGAUUGGACCUGGUGCUCUCCCCUGAUCCCGCAGACAGACACUCCCUAAACCUGAGGAGGAUGUUCAGCGAGCUACAGCGGCUUGAGGCUCAGGGAUUCCAGAUUACCCACUCCACCAGCUUCCUCACGUCUCAGCUCCACUAUGUGUCUUCUCACAACUCCCAGGAGCACUGCUGCUAUAGGAUUAGCUACAUCAACAAGGAAGUGUUGCCCUCCAAAUGAUAUACUCUUUUGUAGUGACACACGGAUUCAUUUCACCCAUGUGUGUAUAAUUUCAGCCCUUGGUGUAUAAUGCAUAACGCUAUUACUGCUGGUUUGGCUUCUUACACAUUUUUUAGGGCAAAUUCUUAUGAGAAAUCAUGAAUGAUUUUUGUUAAUGACUUUGUGUUAUAUAUGUCAGCAAUGUUGGCUGUCAUGAGCUGUAUUGUAUUAAUCAAAAAAAAGGCAGCCAUAUGCAGUAUCAACCAAACCUUAAGGGAUGUUUACAGAUAUUAAAGCAUUGACCCUGGUGUGUAUCAGUCCUCUUUCAUGUUAAUUCAUGCUUUCACUUAGGCUUAAUAACUAUUAUUCAUGCACGUUUUCUGAUACCCAUUUCUCAUAUUGGUAACAAGGACUGGGGAACUUUUUUAAAAAUUUGUUUACCCACAAGUUUUCAUGCAACAUCGAUCGUGUUUUUUUUUUGUGUUCAGCCUUUGUGUCUCUGCAUACAUUUAGGAAAGAAGACUCCAUCCCUUGUACAGCAACAUUAUCUUAAUCUCUUGUACAGCAGCAUUAACUUACAUGUAAUCAUGUGUAUAACACUAUGGUGGCUUAUAUAAUGUACAUUGUAAUACAUUAUACUGCAAGCAGAAUGUAUGUAUACACAUGUACACCCAUAUGUAGCAGUCCAUGGUGGUUAAGGUGCUUGCUUUUACAUCUAGGUCACACAGGAUGUGCGUUAAAUCCAAUUCUUGGACAGGGAAUUUUCUAGAUUCCCCAGCUUUUGUUGUUCUCUGGCUUGUGGGAAAAGUGUGGUCUUUCGUAAAGAGACCAGUUGAGUGUCACCACCGUGUUGUGUGACACAUAUUCGAUGUGAUACAGAUUCUUUGUAAGAAAGUCCUCAGUUAUGUGGUUCCUAUGGAAUCAGUUCCUGUAAUAAAAAUAGGCUCUUAGAUUAAACAUGCCUCAAACAAUUUCUGCCAGCCAGUGUUGAUUUUCUUGGAACUAAACACCAAUAUCAGUUUAGAACAAUAUAAAAUCUUGAAUAAAAUUAUCUAGACGAAACGAACGGCUGUGGAUUUAGCUCUGUCACGUGGUGAGUCAGAAAUUUGUGACGUAAUCUGGUAACAUUCACGUAAAACUGUGCUUGAGUGCAAAUCAACAUUAACUAUUUGGGAGAUAUUGCAGCUAUUGCAAAUUUGCGCUUGUGUUCUUUUGGUACAAUAUAAAUGUAUUGUAUGCUAUGUGAUGAUGUGUAAAAAUGUACAGCUGUGUAAAGUAUAGGGUUUUUUUUUCUUUGUUUGUUUUUUUAUUCUUUUUCAAAGCAAGCUAUACUUGUGAUAUUACAAGGGUACGGUGUUGUGCAUACCAUCAACUUGUCAGAGCUUGUGUUCAGUAUUUGUUUUCAUAGUACAAAUGCUAUGCGACUACAAAUAGAGUACCUAUCUUAUUGUUAAUAGGUGUGAUUGUUUGCCACCAUUUUAAGUAGAAAAUCAUCCCCACUUCCAAAUAUAACUUACACGUAAAACAAAAUGAGUAUUGUGUAAAUAAGGUCACCUUAUGGAGUGACACUAUAACAUGUAAUUUGCGGACAAAAAUCUCUGUACAAUGAUUCAUGUCAGUAGCCUCACCAUACAUUGUAAACUUCGUAUAUAAAGGCAGUAAUGUAAUAGUUUUUUUUUUAAUUUUUUCGAAUUUGCUUUCAUCCUAGGAUGGCUUACUGUUUACAGGUAUGAAGUGGGAGGAACUUUUUCUCCCUGGUUUGCUUGUCCUGCCAAUAAUUAGUAAACAUGCCUGUAUAAUUCACACUUGUACAUUUAAAGAGCCAGCUUAACAAGUAACAUGCCAGAGGUUUCACAAAUUAACUUUUUCUCAUUGGAACAUGUACUUUGAUAGGUAACAGCUUUAGGUUAAAGAAACUAUACAAGAGAUAUUUCGAUCAGCACAAAUCUAGUCACAUUUUGAUGCUGUUAUGGAAUGACACCUUCCACUAAAUAUCAGCCAUAACCUAUACCCAAGUUACACUGUAGUAAAGUUCCUAGAAUUUACACAGCUGUCAUUUUAUAACUUUUUUAAACUUCAGAAUCACUUUAACACUAUAAAUUAUACAGGUAUGAGUCUGAUAUUGACAGAAAGACAAUAAUUUGAGUUAUUCUUCAUGAAUACAGAAUAUUUGAUUUAAUUAGUGAAUAUGGAUUUUUGGCAAAACUCGCCAGUACAACCUAUUUAAGGUGCUCUGGCAACUGCUUAAUUGCCAUCUAAAUUCUGAGUGUACCUGACAGCAGGUGUUUAAGUGUAAUGUUAUUCUUGAGAAUGCCCUAAUAUUUUAAUCAAAUAGAUGAAUCAAAUGAACACUAAAAACUGUAGGUUUAUUAAAAUUUUUUGAAAUUAUAUUGCAGUUCAGUUUAGACAUAGUCACACACGCAUUCACAGCUACUUAAGACAAUCUGUGGUUGAAAAAUUCAGGUAAUUGUUGCGAGUCUUGGAUUGCUCAUAUUGUGAGUUGUGGCAGAUCUUGGUAAAUCUUCAUGAAUCUGAAGAUAUCAUUAGUUAUUGCAUGAUGGUCAUAAAACCAGCGGCGAUCAGAUGACAUCUGCAAAAAUUCUGACUGAUCUUGAUCGGUUUUGAUUAUCAUACUAAGUAUGUACGAGCAUGGCAAACAGUCUUCAAUAAUGCAUUUUUAUCCGAGUUCUUUGUAUUUCAAUGCGUCCGCUUGAAUGCCACGGAUAAAUAGGGGUUCUGCCAGAGUUGUAGGUUUUGUUUAGAUGUGACUACAAAUAAUUUCUAGGGUUUCAGUUAGGUGAGAAUCAGCUGCGAUUUAACAUGAUCAAAGGAUGGAGACGAAUCACAGAGGUUGUAGGUAGUUGUCACUCUGGUGUGACGGGCGAAAAAUGUUGUAUACUAGAUGUACUUGUAGCUGGUUAUGUUGGCAUUUUCUCCUUGCUCUGUUUCAGUGAUAAUCGGGUAUUGCGUCUUCAUAUCAGAUUUUGCUGGCUUGGUGCAUAAAUUGACUUUUUUAAAAUUUAUAUUUUAUAGAGAUGAGGUAUUCGAGGACAGUGUGUUUUUUAAAACCAAAGGUGUGUCAGCUUAACCAGACCAUUUCUUGCGUGUUGGUUGUUUUGUAUUAUUAGAAAGCCUGGGUUAAGCUGAAUGUUUGAUACUUUCAGAUUUAUUUGCUUUUUGCCCAAUUGUGACUAAGAUUACCGGUAGCUGAAUGCUUAAUGACAGGAUGUCUUAUCUCCGAUGUCAGCCAAUCAGCAUUUAUUCUGUAUCCCUGUAUCCAUGAAGGUGAUCUUUUUAAUUUAUAAGUUUGCCCAGAAGUGCAUGGACACAUUUAUUUCUGAGGAGAUAUUUAUUGACUUUAAAUUCAUUAUGGGGCGUCUUUGGCUUAGUUGGUUAACGCACUAGCGCAGCGUAAUGACCGAGGAGCCUCUCAUCAGUGCGGUCGCUGUGUUCAAGUCCAGCCCAUGCUGGCUUCCUCUCCGGUCGUAGGUGGGAAGGCCUGUCAGCAACCUGCGGAUGGUCGUGGGUUUCCCCCGGACUCUGCCCGGUUUCCUCCUACCAUAAUGCUGGCCGCUGUGGUGUAAGUGAAAUAUUCUUGAGUACAGCGUAAAGCACAAAUGAAAUAAAUAAAUUCAUUAUCAUGAGGGACAUACUUUACUGUACUCAUUGUCAGUCACUUAUUGGAGUGAUUCAUUUUAAAGGUGUCUGUAUUGUGAUGCUUUGAUAGCAUCUUCUUAAAGUGCAAAUAAA
Liolophura sinensis is the source of this 5230-nucleotide messenger RNA. RefSeq lists its product as uncharacterized. The record is from RefSeq and is a predicted model, not a curated record. NCBI's taxonomy places the organism in Eukaryota, Metazoa, Mollusca, Polyplacophora, Chitonida, Chitonidae.